UCCCACCAGUGCGGCGCUUAAGACGGAGGCUGAGGGACCGCCCUUUCUGGGCCGGGAGCGAGCGGCGGGCAGCAGCACGGAGAAGGCGGCUCCGAGGACCCGCGGACGCCCGGCGCGGCCGUCCCUUCCAGUCCGAGCGGCCUGCGCGCUGACCGCCCGGGAGCCCCCGGUCCCUGACAGGCCGCCUGUCCAUCGGCGAGUGCGCGCCGGACCCACGGGGCCGCGCAUCCGGGGAGGAGAGACCACGACCGGCCAUGUCGGUGGUGGGGCUGGACGUGGGCUCGCAGAGCUGCUACAUCGCGGUGGCCCGCGCCGGGGGCAUCGAGACGAUCGCCAACGAGUUCAGCGACCGCUGCACCCCGUCAGUCAUAUCCUUUGGAUCGAAAAACCGAACAAUUGGUGUGGCUGCCAAAAAUCAGCAAAUCACGCAUGCCAGCAACACAGUCUCCCACUUCAAGAGGUUCCAUGGCCGGGCCUUCAGCGACCCCUUUGUGCAGAGGGAGAAGGCUAACCUCAGCUACGAACUGGUUCCCAUGACAAAUGGCAGCGCUGGAAUCAAGGCGAUGUACCUGGAUGAAGAACAUCUGUUCAGCGUGGAGCAGAUAACAGCCAUGCUGCUGACCAAGUUAAAGGAAACCGCUGAGAACAACCUGAAGAAACCAGUCACCGACUGCGUCAUUUCCGUCCCCUCCUUCUUCACGGACGCGGAGAGACGGUCGGUGCUGGACGCAGCGCACAUUGUCGGCUUGAACUGCCUGCGGCUCAUGAACGACAUGACUGCAGUUGCUCUGAACUACGGGAUCUAUAAGCAGGACCUUCCCAACCUGGAAGAGAAGCCCCGCGUGGUGGUCUUUGUUGACAUGGGACACUCGGCAUUUCAAGUGUCGGCCUGCGCUUUUAACAAGGGGAGGCUGAAGGUCCUGGGAACUGCCUUUGAUCCCUUCCUGGGCGGGAAAAACUUUGACGAGAAGCUGGUGGAGCACUUCUGCUCGGAAUUUAAGGCCAAGUACAAGCUGGACGCCAAGUCCACCCCCCGCGCGCUCCUGCGCCUGCACCAGGAGUGCGAGAAGCUCAAGAAGCUGAUGAGCUCCAUCAGCACAGACCUCCCGCUCAACAUCGAGUGCUUCCUCCAGGACCGUGACGUGUCCGGCAGGAUGAGCAGGGCGCAGUUUGAAAAGCUGUGUGCCGACCUGCUGCAGAGGCUGGACAAGCCCCUGCGCGAGCUGAUGGAGCAGACCCAGCUGACUGCGGAAGAUGUGAGCGCCGUGGAGAUUGUGGGGGGCACCACCCGCAUCCCGGCCGUGAAGGACGCCAUUGCAAAGUUCUUUGAGAAGGACGUGAGCACUACACUCAACGCUGAUGAAGCUGUGGCUCGAGGGUGCGCCCUCCAGUGUGCUAUCCUCUCCCCGGCUUUCAAGGUUCGAGAGUUUUCUGUCACCGAUGCCGUCCCCUUUCCCAUCUCCCUGGUCUGGAACCACGAUUCGGAAGACACUGAAGGCAUGUAUGAAGUGUUCUGCCGAAACCACCCGGCCCCUUUCUCCAAGAUCCUCACCUUCUUCAGGAGAGGGCCCUUCGAGCUGGAAGCCUUCUACUCAGACCCUCAAGGCGUCCCCUACCCAGAAGCCAAAAUAGGCCGCUUCUUUAUUCAGAACGUGUCUGCACAGAAAGAUGGGGAGAAGGCGAAGGUGAAGGUGAAGGUGCGCGUCAACACCCACGGCAUCUUCACUGUCUCCACGGCGUCCAUGGUGGAGAAGGUCCCCACUGAGGAGGGCGAGGCAUCCUCAGGGGAGGUGGACGUAGAGGGGCCCAGCCCGCAGCCUCCGGAGCACCCAGACGUCGAUAACAAUGUCCAGCCCGAGAGCAGUGACGCUGGGACAGAGCCCCAGGUACAAAGCGAUGGCCACCAUACCUCCCCGCCUCCCCCUCCACCUGAGCCUCCCUCAGAAGGAAACAAACCCCCCGAGGCCGACAAAGUGAAUGAAAAGAAGGUUGACCAGCCUCCAGAGGCCAAAAAGCCCAAAAUCAAGGUGGUGAAUGUGGAGCUGCCUGUGGAGGCCAGCCUGGUGUGGCAGCUGGGGAGAGACCUUCUGAACAUGUACAUUGAGACGGAGGGUAAGAUGAUCAUGCAGGACAAGCUGGAGAAGGAGAGGAACGACGCCAAGAACGCCGUGGAGGAGUGCGUGUAUGAGUUCCGGGACAAGCUGAGCGGGCCCUACGAGAAGUUCCUCUCCGAGCAGGACCACCAGAGCUUCCUGAGAGUCCUCUCGGAGACGGAGGAGUGGCUGUAUGAGGAAGGGGACGACCAGUGCAGACAGGCCUACGUGGACAAGUUGGCCGAGUUGAUGAGAAUCGGCUCGCCAGUGAAACUCCGGUUUCAAGAAGCGGAAGACCGACCCCGAGCGCUUGCGGAGCUGGGCCAGAGGCUGCAGCACUACACCAAGAUCGUGGCCAACUUCAGAAACGAGGAGGAGAAGUACAACCACAUCGACGCGUCCGAGAUGAGCAAGGUGGAGAAGUCGGUGAGCGAGGUGAGGGAGUGGAUGAACAAUGCCAUGAACGCCCAGGCCAAGAGGAGGCCUGACCAGGACCCCGCUGUGCUCGUGCAGGACAUCAGAGCAAAAGUCAAGGAGCUGACCUCCACCUGCGAGCCCAUCGUGACACAGCCCAAGCCAAAAGUCGAAUCACCCAAGCUGGAGCGAGCACCCAACGGCCCGCGCACGGGCACGGAGGACCGGGACAGCCAGGGCAAGGCCACCACGGGUGCCGAGGCUCCGCAGCAGAAUGGCGACGGCCACACCACCGCCCAGAACCCCCUGCACAUGGACCUGGACUAGGCCGCGCAGCGUAGAGAAACGAUAUUUCCUUUUUGAAGAAUGAUUAGAAAUUUCGUGUGUUCUAUGGAAAAAGGGAUAAAAGCAAAAAACCGUAGCAUCCGUGGUGUCUGAUCCUAAAGGGGAAAUUGCCUUGGUAACUCAGAUUCCUGUGGAAUUGUGCACUCAUACUAUGCCCCUCUGCAGUGUCCCCAUGUCCGUCUGAGGCGGAAGCCGGCCUUGGUCCCUGGGAGGAGGGGAGGCAGGAGGAGGGGCUGUGUCGGGGCCAGGGAGCGGGGUCCCCUGCCAAGGCCCUUUCCUGGCCUCUUGCUCCAGGCGGCAUGUGUGUGCGUGGACAUCUGUCUCCACAAGGUUCUACGUCUGACCCCAUGGGGCCUUCCCAAGUGAAUCCUCGCCAAUCGCUGACGACUUCUUUGCUGUGGUGUUGAGAGAAAAAGAAAAAAAAACAGGAAAAAACGCAACGAGUAUAAGUGAAAAGCUAGUGAACUGUGUUAGUUGCAUGCAGAGCAGAAGCCCUGCCCCUGCCCCCACCCGGGGCCACGGGGAGGGCCAUGGAUCCCUGUGACCCAACAUUGUGGAGCCUUCUAUGAGCUUUAAAAUAAAGUUCAUCUCUGGUGUCAUUUCUAAA
Messenger RNA from Echinops telfairi (small Madagascar hedgehog), 3459 nucleotides. It is a transcript of the gene HSPH1, whose product is annotated as heat shock protein family H (Hsp110) member 1. Gene Ontology annotation, biological process: protein folding. The record is from RefSeq and is a predicted model, not a curated record. Gene Ontology annotation, molecular function: ATP-dependent protein folding chaperone; ATP binding. Gene Ontology annotation, cellular component: cytosol; nucleus. Lineage: Eukaryota; Metazoa; Chordata; Mammalia; Afrosoricida; Tenrecidae. The transcript has 18 exons. Bases 255 to 2834 code for a protein of 859 amino acids.